GAAAACGCAAUUCAUCCCAAUACAAUAACUCAAUAAGUCCAUAUACAGGCCCAAAAGCAAUGGUCUCAGAAACCCUAGCUCUGCACACCACCGGCGACCUGCCUCCAUAUCGCCGCCGUCGCCGCCUCCUUCUUCCGCAUUCAUCAAUUUUUCUGAAAAAAAAAGUUUAGAUCUUAGCUCCAUCCCCUCAAAAACCCAGAUUUCACCCCCCAACCUCCUUUCUCUGAAAAAAAAAAAACCAAUCUUCAAACCUCCAUCAACCUCCGCCGCCGUAUCUCCGACAAAAUCCAGCCCCCACUGCCGCUGUUUGCUUCCACCGUGCGACACCUCUAUCGAUCCCACCACCACCAAAAAAUCUCCAACCCACCACCAACACCAAGACCUCUUGGAUAAGUUGCAUCCACCACCAAGCAACUAAAGACGAAAGAGACUGCUCACGAGUCAUGCCCUCCCAAGAUGCUUAUUGGUUCAAAAUUUCAACGUCAAAAUCUUAGGUAGUCUAAAGAGUCAAAAUACACAAAUGUCUUAUCCAAUUAUCUUAUGCGUGUGGGUCUUUUCGUUUCGUUUCGUGGAAGUUAUUUUUUAUUUUGCACUUGCUUUACCAAGACUAUUGGUUGGGCAUGGCGGAAUAAAGAAAUAAACACGCCAAUAAUAUAGUCUGGGAAAGCCGAGAACACGGAGCCACAGAGUGCAUCAAAGGCAGAGAUAUCGUUCGUUACAGGUUAUGGGAUUUGAUGAAGAGGAAGAGGUUGAUAGUGUUAAGAUGCCCUUGUUGCAGCAUACGCGCUCUUCUCCUUCAUCAUCGUCAACUCCACCAACUGAAACUAUCAAGGAUCCACUCAAAAGAACUGGAAACGAAUGGACUGCUUUGGCACAUAUAAUCACAGCAGUGAUAGGCUCAGGUGUGCUAUCAUUAGCUUGGAGCAUGGCACAACUAGGAUGGAUUGCAGGUCCAUUGUCCAUGCUGUGUUUUGCUUCUGUAACGAUUAUUUCUGCAUUUCUUCUCUGCAACUGUCACAAAUCCACUGACCCAGAGUGCACCAUCCGCCAUGGCUCUUACCUUGAUGCAGUUACGUCAAUUUUAGGAAAGAAAAGCGCUUGGUUUUGUGGCAUCGUUGUUCAAAUUAACUUCAUCAAGGUUGCAAUUGUGUAUACAAUCACCACUGCUAGUAGCAUCGGAGCAAUACAAAAAUCAAACUGCUAUCAAUAUGAAGGGCAUGAUGCUGCUUGUGGUGGGAAUUCAAAUACAAAACAUAUGGUUAUAUUUGGAGCGGUUCAAGCUCUAGUGUCUCAAGUUCGUAAUUUUCAAAACACAAAGUGGCUCUCCGUAGUUGCAGCAAUCAUGUCUUUCACCUAUUCUUUAAUUGGAGCAGGACUAGGCUUGGCGAAAGUAAUUGAGAAUGGAGAAAUAAAGGGUAGCAUUACUGGAUUGCCUUCUGACAAUGCGAUUGAGAAAGUAUGGUCAGUUGCACAAGCACUUGGAGACAUUGCCUUUGCUUUUCCAUUCUCUCUUGUUUUCUUAAACAUACAGGAUACAUUGAAGGAAACUCCUCCAGAAAAGGCGACCAUGAAAAAAGCGUCAACGAUAGCAGUUUGCAUUACAACUCUCUUCUACCUAUGUUGUGGCGGAUUUGGUUAUGCAGCCUUUGGGACCAACACGCCUGGGAACCUUUUGACAGGAUUCGGUUUCUAUGAGCCAUACUGGCUAGUCGAUAUCGCAAAUGCAUGUGUCGUGGUUCAUCUUGUUGGAGCAUAUCAGGUAUUCAGCCAGCCAUUGUUUGCAAAUUUCGAGAGCUGGCUUGGGAGGAAAUUCCCGGAGAGUGACAUUGUGCACAGAGAUUAUGAUCUGAAGCGGUUAUUGUUACCAGGUUUUAGGUUAAAUUUACUGAGAUUGGUUUUCCGAACUGCUUAUGUUGUUACAGUCACUGGAAUCGCGGUACUAUUCCCCUACUUCAACCAGGUUGUCGGAUUUUCAGGAGCAAUAACCUUUUGGCCAGUAGUAGUGUAUUUCCCAGUGGAGAUGUAUCUAAAGCAGAAAAGAAUAGAAUCCUGGACGACCAUCAAGGUUGUUCUUCGUACAUAUACCUAUAUAUGUUUGGUUGUCAUUGUAUUUGCCUUUGUAGGCUCUGUCAGAGGGUUGAUAGUUGCAAGGUUCAGCUAGAGACUCUCCACCACUCCCAGAAGGAUGUUCAGUCCAAUAGCAAAUGUAAAUAUUCUGUUCAAAUUUCUUGUGUUUAAGGAAGAGUGUGGCAUGCAAAAUGCUGUUAACAACUCUUGCCUAAACAGUGUAUUUAUUGAAAGAAGAUAUAUACACAAGAAUUAUUUUCAUA
Messenger RNA from Ipomoea triloba (trilobed morning glory), 2330 nucleotides. Its product is annotated as probable amino acid permease 7. Bases 725 to 2161 code for a protein of 478 amino acids. The transcript has 7 exons. Gene Ontology annotation, cellular component: plasma membrane. The record is from RefSeq and is a predicted model, not a curated record. Lineage: Eukaryota; Viridiplantae; Streptophyta; Magnoliopsida; Solanales; Convolvulaceae.